AUAAUAUAAUUAUUUCCUUUUUGAUAUAACAACAGGAAAAUUGCCGAGUUCAUUUUUCUUUAAUUUCAAAGGAAAUUUAAAAAGAAGAAAAACGUAUUAAUUAAGUUGUACAAUUUCAUCCUUGUCACAUCUGAUUGAUGGCACGUUAAAGAAAUACAUUGUAAAUGAAGCAUAACGUCUUCGGGUUUAAUGUUUGUUUAUUGAAAUUCAUGAUUAACAACCGUGACAGUGAUGCAAUAUGAAAGAAAAUAGCUCCGGGUUCAGUGUUGUACUUAUCGCAUACUUAAUGGAGGAAAACAGCCAGCAUGGCGAAGGAAGAAAAUGUCGGGUGUUCUAAUAACUGCAAACAACAAUGGAAACUGAGUAAUUUCGGACUAAAUCACCACCAGCCAAGGGACUUUGUGACUUUUCAGAGGGGACAUCCUACUAUUUUUAUUGUCUGGGCUACAACAUGGGCCCUAUUCCACGUCACUGUCCUAGGUCUCCAGCCCUACUUCUUUCGAGAGGUUCUGCCCAACUGGAUUUGGUUCAUCUUUUUGACUAACUGGAGUUAUACCGUGUUAGCCAUCUAUUGUAUAACAGAAUCUGUCGUCGCCAUAUAUGUUAACGUGCGUCGUAAAGACAUCAUAAAUGGAGACUCCGAUGCGUCGCCAUGGUACCUGAAGCUGCUAUGGGUUCUGUACUACCUCUCAACAACCUCCGCCAUUGUCGUGACAUUGCUUUCUAUUGUAACUACCGAUAAAGAGGUUGGUGCAAACAACAUUUUGAAGCACUUCAUUAACAGUGUUUUCGUAUUGGUGAACCUUCUGUUGACCCGGAAACCAUAUCGUAUUCUUCAUUUCUACAUACCUUUCGCCUAUUCGGUCGUUUUCAUUUUGUUCAGUCUUGUCUACCAGAUAGGCUUCAACCAAAAUGCUAUAUAUUCAGCUUUGGACUGGAGUAGUGUUCCGAAAGUCUUCAUUUAUGCUCUCGGAAUCCCUCUCAUAUUUAUACCGCUAUUAACUGUUUUGCUAUAUACGGUAACAUUUAUAAGAGACACGAUCUGGAGACAAUGUGAAGACAAAAGCAGACAAAAUUCAACGCAGAGUUGUUAAUAAUCAAAUCCAGAAAUCCAAAUCAACAUGAUAUUAACACUUACGUAGCUGCCGUUUGUAUAACACAAGAGCGGAAACAAACAAAGUUACAUGCAAUAUUUUUUUUUCAAACAAAGGAAGGCACCCCAAUGGCUAUAGUUGACACAAUAAUGCUAUAUUGUCUUUGGAUUCAUUUACCACUAGUACUGAAUAUUCAAAGAAAAUGAAAGUUGUGGUGAACAAAUGAAACAUUAUAAUUUUUUUUAAACUACUGCUUGCAUGUAAAAACACUGUUUUUUUUAAUUUGUCCUUCAGAGCUACUUAAUAAAUGUACAUGAUUAUGAUAGUCUUUUGUUUUCUAUCAUAAAAAUAAAGUUUGUUCUAUAGUCUA
Molecule: messenger RNA, 1464 nt
Organism: Magallana angulata
Lineage: Eukaryota; Metazoa; Mollusca; Bivalvia; Ostreida; Ostreidae
Product: protein rolling stone-like
Exons: 4
Coding region: 306-1094 (262 amino acids)
Cellular component (GO): membrane
Source: RefSeq, a predicted model, not a curated record